This is a messenger RNA of Tachysurus fulvidraco (yellow catfish), 3886 nucleotides long. Its product is annotated as fas-binding factor 1 homolog. Lineage: Eukaryota; Metazoa; Chordata; Actinopteri; Siluriformes; Bagridae. The coding region runs from base 276 to 3728 and encodes 1150 amino acids. The transcript is spliced from 30 exons. The record is from RefSeq and is a predicted model, not a curated record. Gene Ontology annotation, biological process: establishment of epithelial cell polarity; cilium assembly. Gene Ontology annotation, cellular component: ciliary basal body; ciliary transition fiber; centriole.
ACCGGAAGCAGGAGCAGCAGCAGCAGCCACGGGAAUUCAAAACUGUAGAGGAUAUUUCUUUUUUAUUUUUUUUAUUUAGCGGAAUAAAUUAUUAUAAACAAUAAUUAAAUUCGUAUGGUAAUUUUAACGGAAGAUAAAGUGACAAAAAACGGAGAAUGUGUUUAUUAAAGAAGCGCGCGAGCUGCGGUUACCAAUGGCGACGCUGACGCUGUGCUGCAGCUGACUAGCCUGAGUUUAUAAACAUGCUCUGAUUUGUCUUGUCUUCCCUGUUUAUAAUGCCGUCCAAACAGAAGAAAGGUCUGAGGGGCUCAAUUGAUGACGUGUUGGGAGAUCUGCUGGGAGACGACACUGAUGAUCUCCCAGUGAAAGCCAGGUCUCCGACUGCAGGACUCGGCAGACCAGCGGGUGUCUUACGAACACAGAGUGGAAAGAGGAACCUUCUAGAUGAUGAGUUCUUCAACAAACUGGCAGAGGAGGCGGAGAAAGACGACGAGGGUUCAGAUGUGUCUGAGGCGGAUCCCAAGGCUUUACUGGAGAGCAUGAAGGACAUUGAUGAUAUGGAUGCUGACUUGUUUGGCUCAAAGAGAAAGCCCAGUUCAGCACCAGCGCUUAGCAAAACCUCCAGAACUGAAACAUCUAAACCAGGAGACAAGAACAAAUCUAAUCAAGCCGCAGGAGUGGACGAGAGGAAGCCCAGCUCUGCUCCCGCUGCUGCAGUGAGGAGCUACAGGAAAUUCAGCUUCAUGGAUGAUGAUGAUGAUGAUGAUGAGGCGGAGUUUCCAGCUGCCAAACAAGAUGAUGUGCAUGAUCCGCUGGAUGACCUGCUGAACGAACUGGAUGAGGAACGACCAAAGAUUACGCCAUCAGGAAAAGCAGGAAAGCAGCCGACAUCCUCUCUGGCUGGACAGAAGAUAGAAGAUCGAGCCACGCCUACACCUGCAGCUACACCUGCAGCUACACCUGCGCCUAAGAAACACAACGAGUUAAACUUUGACGACGAUGAAGACGACCUGAUGGAGGCGCUGGGGUUCAGUGAUGCGCCGAAAGGAAAAGGAACUGGACUUCUGGCCAAAAAAGAGAGUGAGGCUCCUCAGAGACCACGCACCAGACUGGAUGAGAUUCUGGGGAUUGGGACGUCUCAUCACCUGCUGGAGAGACCUGUGACCGGCGAGAAAAAAGACACAACACCCGCAGAGAGAGAGCUACAGAAGAGCUCAGCUGGCAAAGAUUCUGUGACUGGAGACGAAGAUUUAGCGUUUGGCUCGUACCAGCCCACCCUGGUCUCCACUCCAGAGGGACGAAACUCUCGCAGACACUCAGUACGAUUCUCUACUGAGGACAUCAGCUCCACUUCUCCAGAACACAAGCCCAAAUCCUCCACAACCUCCACCGCGACCUCCAGCCGACCUGGCCGCCCCGCUUCAGACUGGCUCGGUCUGAAGCGUGAUGAUGAUGAAGCAGAAAAGCUGGAAGAGCCAAAGAGAGAGAAGAUGGAGGUUACAGGAUCAUCUGAGAGACUGAAGCCUCCUCCUUCUCCAAUAAAUGCAGGAGGAAAACCAUCCAGAUUGACCUCAAAACCCACCGAGGAGCUUAGAGCCGUACCGGACUCUCCAGAAACUUCCAUAACCACAGCAUCCAAAUCACAGCUUAAAAAGAAGGAGGAAGCGGAUGAGGACGACUGGCUGACAGGAGCUCUGAGUAAGAAGAAGGACAGAGAGAAGAGGCAGGAGGAAUCUCUGGAGCUUGGAGAGAAGAUAGACCUGGACACGUUCCUCAGCAAACGAAACACCACCUCGACUCCUCGUAGAGGGACAGAGGACACGCCCCUCCAUCCCAGACAGCCCAGCCGUGAGUCUCUGGUCGUGUCUAGCCGACAGCAGAGCCCCACACCUGCCCCCAAACCCAGCACAGGUACUCAACACACACAUGAGCCAGAACAGAAGCCUGCAGCUGUGAGCACUGCACCUGUCCAGCAGGUGUCUCUGUCUACUGACAGCCUUCAGCAGCUUCUUCUGCAACAGCAGCUGGCUCAGGCUCAGCUCUGGGGUUUAGGGGCACCACUGGACCUCAGUUCCUUACAGAAACAUAGAAGAGACGCAGAACAUCACAGCGAAGACCAGACUGCACUCAAGACCAGGAUCAUACAGCUGGAUGGACAGGUGCGUAGUCUGCAGCUGGAGAAGGAUCAUCUGCAAAUGUUACUGGAUAAUGUCCAACAGCGACACAAACAUGACAUAGACCUUAUGGAGAAUACACACAGAGCUCGUGUGAAGCUGCUGGAGGAGUCUGCGGUGCAGCGGGAGGCACGGGCACACAUGGAGAUCCAGGAGCUGACAGAGCGUCUGGAGGCGGUGCUGAAGCUGGCGCAGCAGGAGAGGGCGGAGCUUCAGGCGCAGCACCAGCGCAGACUGGCACAGAGCCAACAGGAGAGAGACAGAGAGGUGGAGAGACUCCGAGACCUCCAGAGGAAGUCCAUACUGGAGAUGAAGAAGGACCAUGAGGAGCAGGUACAGAGGCUCAGGAGACUGAAGGAUGAGGAGAUUGAUGCAGUGACCAGUGCUACCUCACAGACCAGGUCCCUCACAGCAGUUAUAGAACAGAUGGAACAGUUCUCUCUCAGGCUCGGUGAUCUCUCGUCUCGUGUCGAAAGCACUCAUGAAACCACGACUCAGGGUGUGGAGCUCGGAGCUCGACAGAGAGAUGAACAACUGCGAGUGCUGCAGGAGCGUCUGACUCAGCAGCAGAGGGACAUGGCGGAGGAAAGAACCCGACUCAAAGAAGUCAUAAGCAGGAUGGACACACAGCUGGCCGAGCAGCAGAGACAGCUGCAGCAGGAACGCUGGCGGGUCACAGCAGAGCAGGCUAAAGCUGAGUCAGCGUUACGAGGCCUGGAGGAGGAGAGACGCACCAUGACUCAACACUUCACCAUAGAGAGAGAGGAGCUGGAGAGGGCCAAGAGCGCUCUGUUAGAGGAGCAGCAGUCGGUGAUGCAACGCUGUGCAGAGGAGAGGAGGAAACUCGCUGCAGAGUGGACACACUUUCACGCUCAGGACAAACUGCGAAAGGAGAGAGAGAUGGACAGAGAGGGGCAUAUUAUCAGUAUAGCACAAGAGCAGGCUGAGAUGAAGCUCAGAGCAGGAGAGCUGAAGCAGAGAGAGGAGGUAAUACAGAAGGAGAAAGAGAACCUGGAGAAACUCAGAGGUGAACUGGAAGUGGAGAGAGAGAGACUGAACGCAGCAGCUCUACACCUGAAACACCAAGCUCACGAGGUGGAGAGUCUCAGCAAGUUGGCCUGUGAGCGGUAUGAUGAAGGAGAGCGAGCGCUGCAGGAGGCUCGGCAGGUGGAGGCGGGACAUCAGGCUCGUCUGCGCCACAUCCACAGUGAGCUGGAGCGACUCAGGAAGCAGGAGUACAACCUCCAGCAGGAGAGGAUGAGGAUGACAGAUUAUCACAGAGAGAUGGACAGAAUGAGACACAACCUUCCCACUGACCACAUACCUGUCCAUGUUGAUCCUUUACCUGGACUUUCUGCAGUGUUCAGCAGCACAGCGGUUCAUCCUCCAGCUCCACUGAACAGCAGCAGCUCCAGAUCAAUUUCACCAAAACUACAAGCCACACUCGCUGUACUGAAACACACAGCUGAGAAGGAUCGGGAUUUCCUGCAGGACGAACAGUUCUUCCUCAACACACUAAAACACACUUCAUGCAACUCAACCUUACAUACAUGACAGUAUGAAUUGGGGGCACAUGUACUAGUUCAACAUUCAUUUUUUACCACCUAUCUGAACUACCUCGGGUCACGGGGAGCCUGUGCCUCUCAGGCAGCAUCAGGCAUCGAGGCAGGAUACACACUGGACGGAGUGCCAACCCAUCGCAGGGCACACAC